This is a messenger RNA of Hirsutella rhossiliensis, 660 nucleotides long. RefSeq names its product endonuclease-reverse transcriptase domain-containing protein. The transcript is spliced from 2 exons. Lineage: Eukaryota; Fungi; Ascomycota; Sordariomycetes; Hypocreales; Ophiocordycipitaceae. The record is from RefSeq and is a predicted model, not a curated record. Gene Ontology annotation, molecular function: catalytic activity. The coding region runs from base 1 to 660 and encodes 219 amino acids.
AUGCAUCACCGUCAUCCCAACAAUCGAAGCAACAGGAGGGCCUUGCGAGUCUUCCAAGCCAACGUGGGCAAGAUCCCUCCGGCGCAUGACACUGCGCUCGCGCUGGCUGAUUCGGAGCGAUACGACAUUAUCCUGCUGCAGGAACCAUGGACAGGACUUAAAGACGGCCGAUGCCUCACCAAGACGCAUCCGGCCUACGACACAUUCUCACCCGUCACCGACUGGGACGGCCGCGACACUCGUCCGAGAGUCAUGACAUACGUCCGGCGCUCCGCAGGCCUCGUCGCUGAUCAAAAGAGACCUCCGGACUACGACGCGGCUUUGGAAAUACUGCUUGGCUGGUGCGCGACGGAUAAAUGCCUUGUAUCUGGCGACUUCAACGCCAAGCAUCCCAGCUGGCAGGCCGGUCGACAAGAGCACCGCGGUGAAGACAUCGCGUUCUGGGCCAUGGAUAACCGACUCAGCUUAUUGAAUGCUGUCGAUGUCCCGACUAACGCGCGCGGCAGCACGAUCGAUCUCGCCUUCUCCAAUAUACCUUUGGCGGACGCGGUUGUUGAGGAUCAUUUAGCAACCGGGUCCGACCACUUUACCCUAGUAUCACGCUGCCUAGUCAAGCCUAGCACCCCUUCCAUUAUGCAAGAUCCGCCUCAACUCCGAUGA